Molecule: messenger RNA, 681 nt
Organism: Amphiprion ocellaris (clown anemonefish)
Lineage: Eukaryota; Metazoa; Chordata; Actinopteri; Pomacentridae
Gene: tsr2
Product: TSR2 ribosome maturation factor
Exons: 5
Coding region: 47-589 (180 amino acids)
Biological process (GO): maturation of SSU-rRNA from tricistronic rRNA transcript (SSU-rRNA, 5.8S rRNA, LSU-rRNA)
Cellular component (GO): nucleus
Source: RefSeq, a predicted model, not a curated record
CGGAUCAGCUGCUUCUGUCUGAUCCAGGAUCUGAGCUCGUCUCGUUAUGUCUGUCGGAUCCAACAUGGCGGCCUCCGCGGCUUCACGUGAGCUGUUCACGGAGGGAGUCCGCGCGGUUCUUCACACCUGGCCGGUGCUACAGAUUGCCGUGGACAAUGGCUUUGGAGGCGUGUACGGCCAGCAGAAAGCUGAUUGGAUGGUGGACGUGGUUCAGCAGUACUUCCAUGACAAUGCUGACCUGCAGCCCUGUGAGGUGGAGGAUUACCUCUCUGACCUGAUGGACCAGGAGUUUGAUACGGUGGUGGAGGACGGGAGUUUACCUCAGGUGUCUGUCCGUCUGCUGCAGCUGUUCUCUCAGUGGCAGCAGGGGGCGUUGCAGCAGCUCAAACACACCAUCAGCACUCUGACACAGAACCAGAACCACAGAGCAACAGUCACAGCUCCGCCCACCCAGGAGGAGAGCAGCAGCGAUGAAGCACAGGUGAUGGAGGUGGACUCGUCGGGUCCUUCGGUCAGCAGGUCUCGGCCUCGUCCUCCUCAGGACAAAGAGGAAGAGGACGGCUGGACGCUGGUGAGGAAGAAGAAGUGAAGAAGAGCUACAGGAAGAGAUUUUAAUGAACUGAUGUUUGUGUCUGAACGAGGAGCAGGACGACUGGCUUUAUAUUAAAUAUGUUAAACAAA